AUGGAAAGGCAGGAUAUGGAAGGUAUGGAAAGCAUGGAAUCGAAGUCACUCCUUCAGGAUGUUGGCAACCGUCGAGAAGAAAUGUCUCUCAACAUUGCUGAUGGAUACAUCUUGGUACCGCUGAGGGAGAGACAUAUGUUCUUGCGGUUAGACGUUUGGCCGUUCUUGUUUUGCUAUGCCCUCCUCGUGAUAUUGGAUUUUUCCAAUGAUGCCUUGGAUGGAUCCUUCACUCUUCUAUAUGUUCUGCCUCAAAUGUUUUUCCCUCUCGUCCUAUUGGCGCAUGUGGCACUGUUUUUGCUUUGCCAAUGGGACAUUUUUUGGCGUGCUUCUGUUGGAUAUCAAAGGUUGUCCAUGAAGUCGGGAAAGUCCAGUUGGACACAUUGUCUUGUGGAAGCACCACAUAUCGAUAAGCAUCAUGCUGCUCAUGACGCCGGAAUAGUACAAAUUCGACGCCAGAACAAUGUUGUUGCAUGUCGCUUUCAGGAUGUCAUCUUUCGAUGUGCCAACCAAGAAACUGAUGCUGACAUUACGCUUUGGGAUGUAGGAAGGACUGACGAGAAUUCAGGUCAUGAAGGGAGUACAUUCCACAGAUUGCGCUAUCCCGCUCAUCUACCGCUCUCUUUCUAUCAUCAAUGGACUGGCCAUAGAUCAUUGCAAAAUUUGGUUCAAGCACAACAAGUCUACGGAAAUAAUGUCACUUCUAUUCGGCUUCCUCCCUUUCUUGAAAUGCUACAAGAACAGCUGGUGGCGCCGUUCUUCCUUUUUCAAGUGCUCUGUGUUCUACUUUGGUGCCUCGAUGAAUAUUGGUACUACGCUGUUUUUACCUUUUUUGCCCUUCUAAUGUUUGAAUCGACGGUCGCAUACAACCGACUCAAGUCCCUCGAACGCCUUCGUUCGCACACAAUGCAUGGGCAUGAAAAGAUGAUUUACACAUACAGGCCUGCCUUUCCCCCAGGAGCCACUGGCUGGGUUCGAAUCGGUACGAGCGAAAUUGUUCCAGGUGACAUCAUUAGUUGUCGAGAGGCAACUGCUCGCAGAGGAAGGAAUAUGGCUCACCACCAAAAGCAAUAUCUGAAUCGAGUCCCUGCCGACAUUUUGAUUCUAAGUGGAGACGUAGUCGUGGAUGAAUCUUUAUUGACUGGAGAGUCUGUCCCCCAAUUGAAAACCUCUCUGGAGGAGACGUCCACUGAUCGGAAUUUGGACUUGCAAGAACACAAGCAAUCCAUAUGUUUCGGAGGGACGAAUUUAUUGGUGACGCACGAGGGUGGUGAUACGCGAUUUCCUGCAGCACCAGAUGGAGGCGUGAUUGGCGUCGUAUUGAGGACCGGAUUUGAGACAGCUCAAGGCGGCUUGCUUCGUACCAUGGCCCAUACGCAAAAAUCAGUCGAUGGAAUCCAUACAAGGGACACAUACAUCUUUAUUUUGUUACUUUUAUUAUGCGCAAUACUUAGCGCACAUAUGGUAUGGGAAGAAGGCUGGGCGGAUGAAUCCAGGAAUCGAUUUCGGCUCAUUUUGCACGUGAUUAUGAUCAUUACAAGCGUUGUACCACCAGAGCUGCCAAUGGAGUUGAGUUUGGCAGUCACAAAUAGUGUCACCGAUUUGAUGAAACGAUGCCAUGUUUACUGUACCGAGAUAUUUCGAAUUCCCAUUGCGGGUCAAGUAGAUGUUUGCUGCUUCGAUAAAACCGGGACAUUGACCAGUGAUGAAAUGCAACUUAAAGGAGUUCGUCUUGUCGACAAUGGCAGCUUCCAAGAAGUUAUGAAAACAAACGAAUCAUUGCCUGUGGAGCCAACUUUUAUUAUGGCCGCUUGCCAUACUUUAGCACUUGGUGGUGAUGAAAGCAACAAUGUCAUUGGGGAUCCAUUGGAGAAAGCAAUUAUGUCGACUACAGGGUACAGGCUUGUGAAAAACAAUGAACUGCAACGAGAGGCAGUCUCGGAAAAUCGAGCAAGCAUGAUCCAGAUAGUUCAAAGGUUUAAUUUCACCUCCCGUUUGAAACGAAUGAGUGUGCUGGCAAGAGUGGAUUCAGGUGAUACUGUUUGGGCAUUGACGAAAGGAGCACCAGAAGUUGUGAAGAAACUAUUGAAAGAAGGAACCUGUCCAGACGAAUAUGACAAGGUGUCAAUGUAUCAUAUGGGUAGAGGGCAGCGAGUUUUGGCGAUGGCGUACCGCCAUGUUUCUCUUGGCCAGGACGUUUUGACAUUGAAGGACUUGAAACGGGAUGAUGUGGAGUGCAACCUAAUUUUUGCCGGAUUUCUGUUGCUAGACUGCCCAAUCAAAGGUGAUUCGAAGUCUGUGAUACAAGAAUUACAGUCUUCUGGACACAACGUGAAGAUGAUCACUGGAGAUAGUCUCUGGACUGCCGCAGAAGUUGCUCGGCAAGUUGGCAUAGUACAGAAAAGGAAUGGCUCUUUUCCACAAUUCUUCCAAUUAGAGCGUUGCCAUUCCAAUACAAGCAAUGCAUCGUGCAAACUUGCAUUGGGAAAUUUUCGCUUCGUUUCGAUGAUUCCCGACUCGCUUUGUGGGACUGGGGACAUUGGUGUAUCAGUUGUUGCUUCGGAUCUUGACAGAUUGAAGGAAAUGGUCGAAAGUGGAGACGCAAGCUUGUGUAUAUCUGGUGAUGCCCUACAAGAUUUAAUGAGUGGACUGGUGGGCGGAGACAAGCCAAAUUUUGUUUCAUCUGCAGUUUUAAGGGGAGAAGACAAGCACGCACUGUUUGAUCCAGCAGCGCAAGCCGUCUUAAAGAGCUUGGUUCCGCUGGUUUCAGUUUUCGCUAGGCAUGCCCCUCGGCAGAAGGAAGCUAUUGUGGCUGCUAUCAACCUGGGUGGUUUUAAAACACUCAUGUGUGGCGACGGCACAAAUGAUAUGGCUUCCUUGCGUCGUGCUCAUGUUGGAAUAUCCAUCAUAAGUGCCCCAGGAGUAGAAGCAAAGCAAAGGUCAGCAACGACCAAAAUAUCUUCUGCCCGAGCGAAACAAAACAAGGAAAGAAAGAAAAAAAAUGGAACUGCGAAACUGAAGGCCUCUAAUGCUUCCUUGCAAGAUUCCCUGAACCAGUUGCGUGAGGCGCAGGAAGAGCUGAACAGUGUUGAGCUUGGUGAUGCAUCCAUCGCUAGUCCAUUUACCAGCCGUUCUGUGAGUAUCAAGUGCUGCAAGGAUGUCUUGCAGCAAGGCAGAUGUACCCUCGUCACCAUGUUGCAAAUCUACAAGAUAUUGGGAAUCAAUUGUCUGGUCAAUGCAAUGGUUCUGUCCAAUUUAUUUCUUCAUGGAGUCAAGCAAGGAGAUCGGCAGCUCACAGUCACAGGCCUGGCAGUCGCGGCUUUGUUCCUCUUCGUCACUAGAGGGAAGCCGCUGGACUCGAUCUCGCCAAUUCGACCGCCGGCAUCCGUCCUUUGCCGUUCGGCUCUAACUUCAAUUGCAAUGCAAUUUGGUAUUCAUUUCUGGGCCAUUCGCCUUGCAUCUCAAGUUUCCUUAUCGUUCGUUGAUCCAUACGACCCAAGCAUGAUUCCUGACGGACCUUUCAACCCCAACACGUUGAACACGUCGACAUUUCUUAUGAACUUGCUGGCAACAGUCAAUACAUUUGCUGUCAAUUAUCGUGGAGAACCUUUUGUUGAGCCACUGGAAAAAAACAAGAUGCUUCUGAGAAGCUUACAGACAUGUUAUGCAGUUCUCCUUUGCUGCGCCCUCGAACUGUUCCCACCUUUGAGCGAUUUGCUGCAACUAAGCGAGUACCCAUCAGUAGCAAGUGACGACGCGCAAGAGUGGCAGAAGGACAGCCGUAGCACGGAUCUGAUUCUUUCACUUGCCAAUCGAAUUGUUUCAUCGUUUGGAUUUCCUGCUUUCAUGUGUGGACUUAUGCUCGUGGAUACCUCAUCCACAUUUGCAGUUGAAAAACUCAUUCUUCGUCUUUUUGAGCCCAGUUCACCAUAUUAA
This is a messenger RNA of Cylindrotheca closterium, 3933 nucleotides long. The record is from the annotation of a GenBank genome assembly. Lineage: Eukaryota; Bacillariophyta; Bacillariophyceae; Bacillariales; Bacillariaceae.